AUGGUGAAGCUAACAAUAGUUGGAAGGGUGUGCGAUGGGUUGCCUCUAGCCCAAGGUCAAAGAUAUGUCAAUGAAAAGAAUGACAACUUCUCAAGUUACAAGCAACAAGGAGAGUUCAUACUAGAAGAAAUCUCAAGAGGAACCUUGCCACUCUCAACGAUGACCAUUAGUGUCGAUCAACACUGUUUCAACUAUAUGGUUGAGAAUGGAGUUUGCUUCAUUACACUCUGUGAUUCCUCAUAUCCAAUAAAGCUAGCCUUCCACUAUUUACAAGAUUUGCAAAGGGAGUUUGAGAAGUUUGAUAUGACCCUCUUGGAGAAAAUUACAAAACCAUACAGUUUUGUUAGAUUUGAUGGCAUUAUUAGCAGUACUAGAAGACAAUACAUAGAUACAAGGACACAGGCAAAUCUAUCAAAGCUAAGUGCUAAUCGUCGACAGGAACUAGAUAUUGUUACAGAACAUAUAUCUGAAAUAUUUGAAAGAAGACGAAGAACGGUAUCAUCAGAGAUGCUGGAAAUGAUGAUGGAAGCGCCUCGAAAUGUAUCUCCAGUCUGGGGUUCCAAAAGUCUUGAGAUGGUGAAGCUAACAAUAGUUGGAAGGGUGUGCGAUGGGUUGCCUCUAGCCCAAGGUCAAAGAUAUGUCAAUGAAAAGAAUGACAACUUCUCAAGUUACAAGCAACAAGGAGAGUUCAUACUAGAAGAAAUCUCAAGAGGAACCUUGCCACUCUCAACGAUGACCAUUAGUGUCGAUCAACACUGUUUCAACUAUAUGGUUGAGAAUGGAGUUUGCUUCAUUACACUCUGUGAUUCCUCAUAUCCAAUAAAGCUAGCCUUCCACUAUUUACAAGAUUUGCAAAGGGAGUUUGAGAAGUUUGAUAUGACCCUCUUGGAGAAAAUUACAAAACCAUACAGUUUUGUUAGAUUUGAUGGCAUUAUUAGCAGUACUAGAAGACAAUACAUAGAUACAAGGACACAGGCAAAUCUAUCAAAGCUAAGUGCUAAUCGUCGACAGGAACUAGAUAUUGUUACAGAACAUAUAUCUGAAAUAUUUGAAAGAAGACGAAGAACGGUAUCAUCAGAGAUGCUGGAAAUGAUGAUGGAAGCGCCUCGAAAUGUAUCUCCAGUCUGGGGUUCCAAAAGUCUUGAGGUUAUUGCAUUGAAAUGGACUCCAAUUUCAAUUAUUCUCAUGGUAGCUGCAGUUCUUCUAUGGACCAGGGAUGUAUAUUGGCUUCCACUGUCCAUGUGA
Ilex paraguariensis (yerba mate) is the source of this 1245-nucleotide messenger RNA. NCBI's taxonomy places the organism in Eukaryota, Viridiplantae, Streptophyta, Magnoliopsida, Aquifoliales, Aquifoliaceae. The record is from the annotation of a GenBank genome assembly.